Messenger RNA from Protopterus annectens (West African lungfish), 2119 nucleotides. RefSeq names its product armadillo repeat-containing protein 2-like. Gene Ontology annotation, molecular function: protein binding. The record is from RefSeq and is a predicted model, not a curated record. The transcript has 2 exons. Gene Ontology annotation, biological process: cilium organization; sperm axoneme assembly. Lineage: Eukaryota; Metazoa; Chordata; Ceratodontiformes; Protopteridae. Bases 1 to 2118 code for a protein of 705 amino acids.
AUGUCUGAUUCAUUUAUUGACUUUUUAGAUCUUUGCACACCUCAAAAUCAGACAAAAGAACACAGGCCAACAUCUUCCAGCAAUGUUGUAGGUUCAGAAAUUGAGAAAGGCAUCUUGCCUAAAAGAAGUUCAUCAUCAUCAGCUCUGUUAAAUCUCAGAAAUGAAAGUGAGCAAACUGAAAGGAGUGGACCUACUUUGUGUCCUAGCAAUGGCUCGGAGAAUAAAAACAAAGACAGAUCAGGUUCAGGUAAUGGAUCAAGAACAAGUGAUGAUGAAACAGAGGAAGAGGCAUAUUACUGGAACACAGAAAUCCUGCCUAUUCUGAAUAUAAUAGAAAAAGCAGACAAUGAUACCGAUGUGGAUUGUCUCUGUAAAGCUUGCAUCAGGCUCUAUAAGUCACUAGAAAAUGGGAACAUGCUUGGAAGGAACUGCAAACAGAGGGCAAUUCUUUUGAAAAUCCUGUAUAAACUGGUAGAUGUUGGUUCAGACCAACUCAGUUUGCUUCUGGUCAAGCUAAUUUUAGCACUCAGAGUAACUGGAAAGAACCUUCUAGAUGUCUGCAAGCUCAUCUUUAAAAUUAGCAGGUGUGAGAACAAUGACGUCCUUUUUCAAACUGAGAACAUAUUAGAUUCGUUGCUGGAUGUUCUUAAAUUUGAAGAUAUGUUGUCAAACAGCGAGGCACUUUUAUACUGCUUGGGUGCAAUCAAGUUUCUUUCGGGGAAUGCAAAUCUUAUCAAGUACAUGCUUAAUGAGAACUUAUUAGAAACACUGGUGCAGCUAAUGAAGCACAUCAGUAAUACUGAUAAAGAAAGUGACAGUCUCCUUCCCAUUUCUGGGAAUUUGUUAGUCCAGCUCACUGCUAUUUUAAGAAAUAUAGCUGAUUUGUCACAAUCAAGACCAAGAUUCUUACUCAGUGGUGCUCUUUCUGAACUGUGUGUAAUACUGGAACAAUACAUUGCUGAUAAAGAUGUUUGCACUAAUGUUGCCAGGAUAUUAAGCAAACUCUCAUCCUACAAUGAUUGCUGUACAGCGUUGGCUGACUGUCCUAGAUGUUUCAGCAUAUUCUUGGCAGUACUGAAUAAGCACCAAAAGAAGCAGGACUUGGUUGUACGGAUAGUAUUCACUUUGGGUAAUCUGACAGCGAAGAACAAUCAUGCCCGGGAGCAGUUUUAUAUGGAGGAUGGAGCCAUUAGCACUCUGUUAUCUUUGUUCCAAAUUUACUAUGAGCUGGACUGCUGUAUGAAAAGUGCUUCAGGAAGAAGUGAAAGUGCUGAAGAGGUUAAUAGCAGGCAUCCAAAACACCCAACUGAUGUAGAGGAUGUUUUUAUCAAAUUAAUAAGGGUGCUUGCAAAUAUAUCAAUUCAUCCUAGCUUAGGCACUGUACUUUCCACUAACCAGAACUGUGUGGAUUUGCUCAUAAAAGUAUUAGAGUACAAGCAAAUUGAUGAAUGUGAGGAGUUGGUGAUUAAUGCUGCAGCUGCCAUCAACAAUCUGUCCUACUAUCAAACAAAACAUUCAGCAGUCAGAAGCAGGCAACUACGGAUCUCUGAAUUGCUUCUGAGGUUACUGCUGAGCAAUAAUAUGGAAGGAAUCCUAGAAGCUGCACGAGUUUUUGGCAAUCUAUCCCAGACGAAAGAGAUACGAGAUUUCGUUGUAGCAAAAAAUGUAUACAAAUUCAUGAUUGCACUACUCGAUUCAAAAAAUCCUGAUGUCUGCUUCUCUGCCUGUGGAGUUCUCAUAAAUUUGACAGUAGACAACAAUAAGCGAACUAUCCUGAGGGAAGAAGGAGGAAUUAAGAAAUUAAUUGACUGCUUACAAGACUUUGGGCCCUCAGACUGGCAGCUUGCUAGCCUGGUCUGCAAAACUCUGUGGAACUACAUUGAGAAGAUUACAAGUGCUGCCUUGUGUUUUGGAAACAAAGAGACUGAAAAGCUAAUUGAACUUCUCACAACAUACUUAGAAGAAGAACUAGCAUUGGAUAACAGUUUGGACAAAGAUUUACGAGCAUACCACAAAGUCUGUUGGGAAUCAGAGUUUAUCCCAGUAGCCAGCCAACUUCUGACUAGAGUUCAGAGUCAUGAUACAUUGUUGGAGCCCCUGUCUGUUCCUAGUCAGUAAG